This is a messenger RNA of Mercenaria mercenaria, 4737 nucleotides long. RefSeq names its product protein zer-1 homolog. The record is from RefSeq and is a predicted model, not a curated record. Lineage: Eukaryota; Metazoa; Mollusca; Bivalvia; Venerida; Veneridae. Gene Ontology annotation, cellular component: Cul2-RING ubiquitin ligase complex. The transcript has 18 exons. The coding region runs from base 243 to 2975 and encodes 910 amino acids.
CUUAUUUUGAACACGCCAUUUGCACAUAAAUUAUGUGUUGUACGAAUGUUCUUCCAUCAGAGACAGAAUUGAUGUCAGUUAAGACUAAUUAGCAGAGUCUUCAACGCUAAGUUUUUAGAACUGUUCUCCACAGUAAGAUGAUGUACAGUGAGAAACUGCCAGUCAUGUAGGAUCAAAGUUACCCUGAAGAUGUCAUGGUCAGAUAAUAUAUAGAUUGAAAAGAGCAGAACAUAACGGAUACUAUGGCACAUAUUGCUCUGAAUCCUGAAAUUUCAAGGGGAGCUGCAAGUUCUGUCUUACAUUGCCCUGAUACACUACAGGACCUGUGUGUAUUCUACCUAAUCAACAAUGUAGAUAUACUUGUGCAAUCCCUGAACAAAACACAAGACACAAAUGAAGAGUUCACUUCAUUAUUUUCGUUGUUGCAUGCCAACAGAAUGUUGGGAUAUUACAAUAAAUGCUGCAUACCAUGUGAUCAUGAACUCCCAUACAUUGAUAAGCUAAUGGAACAUUUUUACCAGUGUGACGAAAUAAGUAUAACUACUACAAUACCCUUGACAGAGAAAAAUGUUCAGACACUUGCUAAUUCAUGUAAGUCAGUUAGAAGACUUGAUCUUACAUGCUUUGAUAACAACGCACAAUUCGCUGCCUACAGAGGAUUGCUUGAGAACAAUUUACCUCAUUUGACAUCAUUAAAGCUGUCCCAGAAAUGUGAAGAAGAUUGUACAGUUGACCUUUUAAAUGUGCUUGGUGGAAGAGACUUUGAUGCUAAUAUUGACUCAAGUGAUGAUGAUGACAACAACAACAAUGAUGAUGAUGAUGAUGACAAUAACAACAAUGCUGAUGAUGAUGCUACUACUGCUGCAGCUGAUGAUGAUGACAAGCAAGGAGCUACCGGUAAUAUUAAAAAGACAGAAGGUGAUAGUGCAGAGAAAACAGAUUUGCAGAUAGAUAACUUAGAUACCGAGACUGUCACAGACACAGAAACUGUCGAAUCAGAAGACAAACAAUCUGAAAUUAUUUCCAACAAGUUAAUUUCAAAUUUGAAAACUUUUAGUUACCUACAACUUGACUCCUGCGCUCAUCCAAACUGUGAGCCAUGUAGUAGUUUUGGGUGGUUUUAUGCUCUUCUUUCAAGGGUUAUCAGCAGUAACCAACAUCUGCAGUCUUUCAAGUUAGUCACUAUUAUCUCAAACCCAAUCGAAUGGUUCCUGUCUCAGCCAGAUCUAUCAAAGCUCAAGGAUCUUCAGUCUUUGUGUUUGUCUUUAGAGUUUAUGGAUGACUAUGUAGCAGAUAGUGAUGAAAUCAAGAUGCCAUACACCGACAAGUUCUUUACAAACUUACCUGUUCUUCAAAACCUAAGGCAUUUGGAUAUCUCAUGUAGUGUUCCAGUGGAAGACUUCAUGUCAUCAAUGUUUUCCUACUCUGAGCAAACGGUUGAAAUGUUCAUCGAGGCAUUGAAGGUGAUGCCACAGUUGAAAUCACUGGAUAUAUCUGGCACAAACCUUGCUACCAUUAUUUGUCACACAGAUAAAGGAGAUCAGAAGUGUAGAGGUCACUGUAUGCCAGGAUUUGAGGGUAGACGGUUUGACUUUCUUGGACUAUAUGGUACUGAUUCAUGUACACACAAGUUCAUUCCAGCUGAUAGGGUGAGUGGGACUGCAAGCAUUGAACAGUUGGUAGAAGCUCUGAAAUCUCUGCAGCACAAUGGGAUGCUCAUGUCUGCGGUAAUCCAAGACAUAAGCAAGUGGAUAAAGGAACAUAGGGUUGGCAGUACAGCAGGUCUUGCCUUGGUAGAUGGUCUUAUAAUGUUUGUGACACAAUUAGGAGAAUGGAAUGAUAGCGGAGCAUCUGAAGAAUUUGAAGAGAAAAGUAUUUGUAUCGCUUUGGAAAUUAUGCUCAGUCUGGUAGUAGACCAUGGUAUGGUGGAAUGUUUUACUGUCAGAAGGAAGAGAUUGCUUCUGGAGCAGCUUCUUAAUGUUUGUAACAUGAUGUGUACCAGGGUUCGCUGGAAGCUAAGGGCCACAAGGAUCACAGAACAGAGAACUAAGAUAUUGGAGAAGUCCUUGCUGUUGAUUUUUCACCUUGACUUGGAGCGUACAGCAAUGUACAGCUACAGAUUCAAGCAGUAUAUACAAGUUUUGCUUGGAAUAUUCCACAGUCCAGUGAGACAAAAUGAGAAAUUAUUCUCCCUCAAUUUGCUAUAUUCAGUUUGCAAAAACAAUCAGGAAUAUAAGGUGGUUGCUGGCAAAAAGUUGGAACUUGUUAAGAUAUUGUUAAAAGAAAUCAAAGAAAAAGCAAGUUCAUCUUUCAUGCCAAAAAUAUGGAAUAUUCUGUGGACUCUUACUGAAGGCGUCCCAUGUAACUGUGAGUUGUUUGUACAGAAUGAAGGGUUGCAGUUAUCCAGAACCUGUAUUUAUAAAUAUUCUGAUGACAAAACUCUCAGGGAAGUGAUCACCGCGACUUUGGUUGGUGUAUCUGAAAAUCCUGGUUUGAUUACUUGGUCGAUGAUUUCGGGCAUGGUAUCAAUGUUUGAGGAGCUCUUGUCAUAUGAAAAUGAAGAAGACUUUGGUGUAAGUUCUAACGCUGCGGAUUUUCUCAUCAUGCAGGCUUUGCAUGGUCCUGAGGCGUGGACAGUGAGGAAACCGUCAAGAGAUGAAAUAUUAGAGAAAAUAGACCAGGUCAUGCACAAAUGGGACAUGAAUAAACCCAUAGGCGGAAAAAUCAGGUGGUCAUUGUCUACAGUUUUGUCACACCUGGACAGUUAUAGCACCCCAGUUGCACAAUAUUGGGCAGCUUGGCUCAUAUAUAAUUCGAUCAUUGUUUCACCUAAGCGUUAUUGUGAAAUGUUAGAAUCUGGAGAUGGAUUGGCCAAGAUUGACAGUGUGUUACAACAUGGAGGACUGCGAGAUGACAUUGUGAUUCUCCUAGAGAAGAUCAGAACAUUAACCAUGGAGUACAAAGAACAACGAUGAGGAAAUAUACACACAACACAAAUACGGAAAAUAAAAAUGAAUAAGAGCAACAAAUGAGGAAAUAUAUAGACAGUUAAGAGCAGGUGAGGAAAAAUAAAAACAGAUAAAAUGGAAUACAAGGAGCGAUGAUUAGGGAAAAUACAAACAGCACAAUGAGGAAAUACACAAUCAGUAAGAGCAAUAAAUGAAGAAACAUACAAACAGUUAUGGGCAACAAAUGUGGAAAUAUACAAACAACAUGAUGCGGAAAUAUACAAAGAAUUCAGAGCAACAAAUAAGGAAAUAAACAGUGAAGAUCAACAGAUGAGGAAAUACACAAAAGAUGACAAAAUAGGCAAACAGUUAAGUGCAACAGACUAGGAAAUUUACAAGCAAUGAAGAGAAACAGUUGAAUUAUUAAUUUAGCAAUGCAUUGGCUUGUUAAAUGUAUAGUUAUACUAUUAUGUUACGAACUGUUUAAUUGAUACCUACAUUGAAAUUAUUUGAAUGAAAAUACAGGUAAUUGGAUAAUAUGUUAAAGAUAUUCAGUGCCCAUCUUUCACCAAAAUAUUUUAUCUUCAGUAUUUAGUUCAAAUGUAGAAAAUCCUCAUCCAGUGUACUUGACUAUAUAUUUAACUUUACUAAAUAAAUAAACUAAAUUAAAUGAUGUACAGUAACAGAAUUGUUUAAAAACCAUAUUCAUACUGUUUAUAACUAUACAUGUACCAAGUAGUAACCAUAUUUAGUCUAAUGCAUAUUACUGUAAAUUCACAUAAACUUGUUAAUUUUUGUGUUUACAUAAAUUAUAAGUAGUAGUUGUUUAUAAUUCAAGUAUACCUUUAAGAAUAUUUUUAGCUGGGAUACAUUGACAUUUUAUAAGUACAAUAACUGAGAAAUUGUUUUGUUUUGUAGUUCCUACCUUUUCAAAAAAAAAAGGGAAAAUAGAAGUGGGCUGCUUCACUUCCUAUCUGGUCCAUAUAGGAAAUCUAGGUUAAGUUUGAAACUGGAUUAUUUGGGUAAAAAACUAGGACACUUGAAACACUUGAAAGGUCACUAUUUCAACUUAAUCAUCAUCAAUUUUUGUCAGAAUGUAUAUCCAUUUGAAGUCUAGGUCAAGUUCAAAAGUUGGUUACAUGGGGUAAAACCUAGGUCACUGAAAAACUCUGUUAAUGACUUACCUGAUCUACAUAAAAUAUGAUCAAAAUGUUUCUGAGCUAUUCAGAACCGAGUUUGGCAUUUGUUAUAAUGUAAAAUCAUUUAUUUUCAUGGGGGACAAUUUUUGUGGAUUUCAUAGUUACGUAAAUCCACUACAUCAAAUCCCAAUUUACACACUCCCUUCGACCGAUAUUUAGCCUUACUGUCUUCGCCAAGUGAUUUUAUGUUAGUGUAUGCUCAAGAUGAGCAGCUGUUGCACUCGGAUUAUAAGGAUAAACUUUCAGGGCUUUUUUAGCUCACCUGUCACUAAGUGACAAGGUGAGCUAUUGUGACCGCUAAAAUUUUUUAGAAAUUCUGCAAUGUAAACAAAAAAAAAACAACAUAGGUUUGUAGUAACUUUAUUUAGUUAUUACAGUAUUCUUUGAGCAGAGGAAUAGGAAUUUGGAUGAAAUUUUAAAUUUUAUACUGGCGAGUUUCUUUUAUGUGAAUAAUCUUCGUGUUUUUUAUUUUUUUUUUUACAUUCUUAGAUUUUUUGCAAAUGAGCAGAAGCUAACAUAGAUUGGAAAUAAAUCUAUUUCACCGUUUUUAAUUCAAAAUCAUAGCAGUGUUAAAAGAAUGUUAAAACCUA